GGUUGGGCCCGCCGGCCUUCCCGGUGCUGCCGGUCCGGACCAGCGCUUGGCUGCUCUCGGGGAUGCUGCACCUGUCCAGUUCGGGAGGGGAUAAAGGAAGUGUGUUUACCAAGCGAAAGGUGCCAGUUGAGUUCUCUUACCCACCCCUGAUUCCAGGAGAUGGACAUGCCAGCCAUACUUUACCUGAAGAAUGGAAGUAUCUGCCCUUCCUUGCCUUACCAGAUGGCGCGCACAACUACCAGGAAGAUACUGUGUUUUUUCACUUGCCACCCAGAAAUGGAAACGGAGACACAGUAUACGGUAUCUCUUGCUAUCGACAAAUUGAAGCCAAGGCAUUGAAAGUAAGGCAAGCCGAUAUCACCAGAGAGACCGUUCAGAAAAGUGUUUGUGUUCUAAGCAAGCUGCCUCUCUAUGGCUUACUUCAAGCAAAGCUUCAGCUCAUUACACACGCGUAUUUUGAAGAGAAGGACUUUUCCCAAAUUUCCAUUCUAAAGGAGCUUUAUGAACAUAUGAAUAGUUCCUUGGGAGGAACUUCGUUAGAAGGAUCCCAAGUGUAUCUUGGUCUGUCUCCUCGAGAUCUUGUCCUUCAUUUUCGACACAAGGUCUUAAUCCUGUUUAAAUUAAUUCUUCUGGAAAAAAAGGUUCUUUUUUAUAUCUCUCCAGUGAAUAAAUUGGUGGGUGCGCUGGUGACUGUGUUGUCCCUUUUUCCAGGCAUGAUUGAGCACGGUCUCCGUGACUCUUCGCAGUACAGACCCCGCAGAAGCGUGUCUGAAGGUGCUGGGCUUCCGGACGGUAAUCUCCCUGCAGACGACUCUCUUCCUGGGCCUGGCUCUGCUGCUGACUUUUCAAAGGCCAGUCUGGGAACUGGCGAGAAAAUCAUGGCCAGAGACCAUGGAGGAAGUGCUGCCAUCGAGACCAAAGAGCACAGCAAAAGACAAGAACUCGGUAGCGGUCAGUAUUUGAAACCUCCAUCUCGUCCAUCUCCAGAGUCUUCAGAAAGUGACUGGGAAACCUUGGAUCCUGGUGUCUUAGAAGACCCCAGUUGGAAAGAAAGGGAACAGGCGGGGUCAGACCAGACAGACUUACUUCCAAAGUACUCUGUGCUCUCAGACAGCACUCCAGUCACUGCACAGCCUCAGGCCAAUACAGGCCCCGUGGUCCUGACGCCGGGACUUGUUUCAGGCUUGGAGGAGGACCGGUACGGCAUGCCCCUGGCCAUCUUCACAAAGGGAUACCUGUGCCUGCCCUACAUGGCCCUGCAGCAGCACCACCUUCUCUCCGACGUCACCGUUCGGGGAUUUGUUGCUGGAGCUACCAACAUCCUUUUCCGACAACAGAAACACCUCAGUGACGCCAUUGUGGAAGUGGAGGAAGCUCUGAUCCAGAUCCAGGACCCUGAGCUCCGGAAGCUGCUGCACCCGACCACCGCGGACCUCAGGUUUGCAGACUUCCUGGUGAGGCACGUGACCGAGAACCGGGACGACGUCUUCCUAGACGGCACCGGCUGGGAGGGAGGCGACGAGUGGAUCCGGGCCCAGUUUGCCAUCUACAUCCAUGCCCUGCUGGCUGCCACGCUGCAUCUAGAUAACGAGAAGAUACUGUCGGACUAUGGGACCACUUUUGUUACAGCGUGGAAGAAUACUCACAACUACAGGGUGUGGAACAGCAACAAGCACCCAGCACUCGCAGAAAUAAAUCCAAACCAUCCAUUUCAAGGCCAGUACUCCAUGUCAGACAUGAAGUUACGAUUCUCACAUUCUGUUCAGAAUAGUGAACGUGGCAAAAAAAUUGGAAACGCCAUGGUCACAACCAGCCGGAAUGUGGUACAAACAGGAAAAGCUGUGGGCCAGUCCGUUGGAGGAGCCUUCUCCAGUGCAAGGACAGCUAUGUCGUCCUGGCUUUCAACCUUCACCGCCUCUGCCCCUCAGAGUCUCCCCGAGCCCCCCGACGGGAAGGCCUGAGCGCGACAGGCCGUGUCCACCGUGCCGCGGCCUCGGGACCACACGGGACGGAGGUGGGGCCGUGUCCCUGGGUGGGUGGGCGCCCCGCCUGGACGUCACAGGGACACGCUCAGGGGACCUCAGAUCGACCGCUUCUCUCUAUUCUGAGCCCAGAACCUGCAGUGAACCUUCUGAUGAAUUCUCAGGUUCUGAGAUUGUGUCUGUUUACUUUAGGAAAGUUUUUAUGUAAAUUUUGUGCUGUUUUGCAGUCUGAAUAUACAGAUGCCCGUUAUAAUUUAUAUUUGCCAAAAUUAAGUUAUACUACUAUUUUUCAUUUCUCUGAUGUUGACCGUAAAAUGUGCUCAUCAAGGUAAAGGGCCAUAAAUCCAGCCUUUGUUUCAUGGGUUCUGGGAUUUUUCUUUGCGUUUCCUACCCACGAAGCACAGUGAUCCGUUCCCUCCACGCGAUGCAAGUCAGCAGGAGCUGUGUGUGGGGCACCUGCUUCAGAGGCCGCAGGAGUGGCCGAGGGCCAUCACGGUGUGACUUUGUGGGAGGCACCUGCGCUCAGCUCCCGAGACCUGCGCCGUAGUUUCGUCAGCUCUGGUCACGUUUCAGUCUUUGCCAGCGGUUUUUAACCCGCACUUUGUGCCUUCUCGUUCUUCACUUGAAGUUUCCAGCGUCCUCUUCCUCUUGUUUAGAAAGCUUUUCUAGGCACUCGGCCUUCCUGGUUCCCUCACUGAAAAUCCUCCUGCAAGUCAUCGCUUGCCUUCUCCUAGAAGUAUUUGUAAAAGAAAAGCAAAUGACCCGUAAAUAUUAGAAAUCUCAGCUGGGAGUGAUGAUGUGCACCUUUGAUCCCAGCACUCUGGGGGCUGAGGCAGGAGGAUCCUACCCUGGACAACUUUGCGACUUAGUCCUGUCUGAGAAAUAAGAAUAAAGGCCAGGGACGUAGCCCAGUUUGAAGGCUCUGUUCAGUCCCCGCACCACCCAGAAGAGGGGGACUCUCAGCUUAGCUCACACUUAGUAAACCGCAAGGCGAGCGGCGAAGACCACAGCCCUGCCCUUUGGCCCCGUGCCCAGGACACCUGGUUUGGGGGUCCCACCGGAGUACACGUUUCCGUGCUGCCUUCCGGGGGCCUGGGGGUGGGAGCUGCGAGGGAGCAGACUGCCCUUCCGCAGCAGGGCCCUGGGAGGCCCCGGCAGGGUCGCCCCGUCUGUGAGGAGGACGGGUUCGGUGCUGCCUGUGCUGGGGCACGCGGUGGGUGGGCCGGGUGUGAGCACGAGUCCAGGACGCCUACAAGCCUGCUUGUGUCUGAGCUCAGCAGAGGCCCCCGGUCUCCGAAGUGACUGGGAACCCGGAGGGGCCCGGCUGAUGUCAGGCACGUCCGGGGUGCAGCCCGUGGGCCCAGAAGCAGCCCCGCCACGGCUGUUGACCCCCGACAGCAGCCACGUGAGUUAGGUCUCUCGCUAGCUCUCCAUCCCAGUGUGCGUCGCCAUCGUCCUCACACGCGUCUCGUUCACGGAGUGGACGCUUACCCGGCUCUCAGCGCGACCCGCGCGCCUGGGCAGGCUGAGGCGCUGUCAGAG
Molecule: messenger RNA, 3524 nt
Organism: Fukomys damarensis (Damara mole-rat)
Lineage: Eukaryota; Metazoa; Chordata; Mammalia; Rodentia; Bathyergidae
Gene: Avl9
Product: AVL9 cell migration associated
Exons: 16
Coding region: 63-1961 (632 amino acids)
Cellular component (GO): cytoplasm
Source: RefSeq, a predicted model, not a curated record